CUAAACAGUAAUUACCGUUUUUAACUUGAAACUUAUAGAAAGUCUAGGGACUAGAAAAGAAAAUAAAGAUAUCGGCGACAUGUUUGAAUUGAGACAACUCUAAAGAAAGAAAGUAAAGGAGCAGCGGUUGUCCGUAAACAACGGAUAGAUCUGUCGAUGUUUGUUUUCGGAACUCCGCGUUGAAUCAGCGUCGAUGUUUCUCCAAUGGAAGAUAAACCAUUAGGGAUUCUCAGAGUUCAUGUCAAAAGAGGGAUUAAUCUUGCUAUUCGUGAUGCCACCACCAGUGAUCCUUAUGUUGUUAUCACAUUGGCUAAUCAGAAACUGAAGACGCGUGUGAUUAAUAAUAACUGUAAUCCAGUGUGGAAUGAACAACUGACCCUUUCCAUCAAAGAUGUGAAUGAUCCAAUCCGUCUGACGGUGUUUGAUAAAGACAGAUUCUCGGGAGAUGACAAAAUGGGUGAUGCAGAAAUAGACUUUAGGCCGUUCCUAGAAGCGCAUCAGAUGGAGUUAGACUUCCAGAAACUCCCCAAUGGUUGUGCAAUCAAGAGGAUCCGUCCAGGCAGGACCAACUGUUUAGCUGAAGAGAGCAGCAUCACUUGGAGCAAUGGGAAGAUCAAACAAGAGAUGAUUCUUAGACUAAAGAAUGUUGAGUGUGGGGAAGUAGAGAUCAUGCUUGAGUGGACCGACGGUCCAGGCUGCAAGGGUCUGGGACGCGAAGGAUCCAAGAAGACACCAUGGAUGCCGACAAAACGAUUGGACUAAGACGCAGAAAUGUUCAAACAGAGACCGUGAAGAUGUGAUGGUAUUUUUUCUUUCUGUUCAUGGAAAGACAAAGAUGAGUUUGUCUUUGUCUCAUCAGAGUUUAAAUUGAUAAAAAGGCUCUGCUUUGGUCUUUAGUUGUACAUGUCGAAUAACUCAACCCUUAUAUAUAUUGUAUCUGUUUCUACUAACUGAAGAAAUAAAGCAAACCCUGAAUUUCUAGAA
Arabidopsis lyrata subsp. lyrata is the source of this 984-nucleotide messenger RNA. Its product is annotated as protein C2-DOMAIN ABA-RELATED 9. The coding region runs from base 205 to 762 and encodes 185 amino acids. The transcript is spliced from 5 exons. The record is from RefSeq and is a predicted model, not a curated record. NCBI's taxonomy places the organism in Eukaryota, Viridiplantae, Streptophyta, Magnoliopsida, Brassicales, Brassicaceae.